Molecule: messenger RNA, 1025 nt
Organism: Caenorhabditis elegans
Lineage: Eukaryota; Metazoa; Nematoda; Chromadorea; Rhabditida; Rhabditidae
Gene: fbxa-95
Product: F-box domain-containing protein
Source: RefSeq, marked reviewed
UCAGAAGAAAGUAAUGUCUCAAAUAGCUCUCCGCGACUCUUAUUCCCUAUCCGUGACAUCAAAUGAAGCGACUGUCGUCGAAAUCGUUGAAGAUUUGGAUUCGAUGAAGCUGUCGGGGAAGAAGCCACCAUCAUUUUCCGAUAUGCCACUCGCCGUUCUUCACAAUAUCUUGGAUCACGUGAAGCCAAUUGAUCGGCUUAUCGUUCGCAAAGUUUCCCGUCGCUUCCGUGACACCGUCGACGAUCAUGAUCCUGGUUUCAAGGCAAUGGUCGUUCUCACCGGUGCGCGCGAAGAUGUCAUCCUGAAAUUCGACGACUUGUGCGUUUUUUAUUGUCGAAAUGGCGCCGGAUGCUCCAUCAAGUUCAAUAAGCAUGGAGCACUUCGCGAAAAAAAAAUCAAGAACGGAAGCUAUUUGAAGCUGGCUUCUGCCGACUUAAAAAUGAUUAUCAAUAAUCCGAAACUUCGUCUGGAGUCUUUUGAGCUCGAUUUUGUCAAGAUUCCGUAUACCGCCGACCAAAAAGCAAACAUGGAAGUCGUUCAAAUGUUGCUGAAGUCACCUAAAAAAUUAGACGUCGAAAAGCUCAAAAUCGUUGGAUUCCAUCAGGAACAAAUCCCGAUGGUUCUUCAAUAUUUUGAAAGAGAUCACAUUCAAGAGCUGAACUUCGGAGGUGCCGUUUGCCUCGGACAUCCUGGAAGAUAUGCCGAGUUGAAACAAUUGAGCCAUAUUCAGAUCCAGAGCAUGAAAAAGGUUGCGGAACAAGAUGCGGCGCAUAUCCUUGAGCUUCUCAAACGCUCUGCCACCAUCAAAUCGAUCAACAUCACGUCAUGUUUCGGACAGGACUUCAGUGAGGCCGUCAAAAUCCUUCAGCCGAAUUUCGCCAGAAGACCUAGUGGCGGCACCGACUUCUCCAUCAACGGCAAGGAAUUCCAUGUCGAGUUUAAUGUUCAAAACAUUAAAAUCGAAAAGAAAGUUCGCUAAUUUUCUGAUUAAAUUGUUAUAUUAUAAAUAAACCUGUUGAGUAUUU